Messenger RNA from Oppia nitens, 644 nucleotides. RefSeq names its product iron-sulfur cluster assembly 2 homolog, mitochondrial-like. Gene Ontology annotation, biological process: iron-sulfur cluster assembly. Gene Ontology annotation, molecular function: 4 iron, 4 sulfur cluster binding; 2 iron, 2 sulfur cluster binding; iron ion binding. The coding region runs from base 9 to 599 and encodes 196 amino acids. The transcript has a single exon. Gene Ontology annotation, cellular component: mitochondrion. NCBI's taxonomy places the organism in Eukaryota, Metazoa, Arthropoda, Arachnida, Sarcoptiformes, Oppiidae. The record is from RefSeq and is a predicted model, not a curated record.
AUAUUUAUAUGCAAUACAUUUGGUCUACAAAUGUUUGUUUACUUUUGAGGACAGUUUGUUGUCUAAGAAAUGGCAAUCAUUUUGCUGUCAAAUGUAUUACAAGAAGAUCAUUGACUGUUGCGAUGACCAGAAAAGCGUCGAUAAAGUCGAUGGCGUUGAGUGCGACCACUAAUGGUUCAAAUGAAGUGACAGUAAAUGGCAGUCAACAACAUCACAAUAAACUGGUCACUGAUGCAGACAAUCGGCCAAUGAUUACAAUAAGCGACAGUUGCGUUGAACGACUUAAGAAAGUUAUGGAUAAAUCCGAUGACAUUUUGCGGGUCGAAGUGUUUAGCGGCGGCUGUUCUGGACUUCAGUACAAAUUUGAUAUCACCGACAAAGUCAAUGAAGACGACCACAUCAUUGAACGAAAUGGUGUCAAAGUGGUGGUCGACGGCGAGUCUAUUCAGUUCUUGAAGGGAUCGACCAUUGAUUACACCGACGAACUGAUCAAAUCGUCGUUUCGUGUGAUUAAUAAUCCGCAGUCAGAACAGGGCUGCUCUUGUGGUCAAUCAUUUGCACUCAAAUUAGACAACGAUUUCAAGAAAUUUAAGACUUAGUUUUACGAUGUUUUCAAGCAUUUUAUUAAACAAAUUAUAUUAAAU